Messenger RNA from Psammomys obesus (fat sand rat), 3266 nucleotides. RefSeq names its product synapse defective Rho GTPase homolog 1 (gene Syde1). NCBI's taxonomy places the organism in Eukaryota, Metazoa, Chordata, Mammalia, Rodentia, Muridae. Gene Ontology annotation, biological process: signal transduction. The coding region runs from base 59 to 2272 and encodes 737 amino acids. The record is from RefSeq and is a predicted model, not a curated record. The transcript is spliced from 8 exons.
CCGGGGGGCGGGCGGCCGCAGCCCCGGGGCGCGCACUCGGCCGGGCCGCGGCCCCAGCAUGGCCGAGCCGCUGCUCAGGAAGACCUUCUCCCGCCUGCGGGGCCGGGAGAAACUUCCUCGGAAAAAGUCCGACGCCAAGGAUCGCGGCCGCCCAGCCCAGCCCUCAGAGCCCAAGUCCCCAGAACCGGAGCUGCAGGUCCUUGAAGGGUCCCAGGCUGGAGCAGAGGGACCCCCCAGCCCUGAGGCACCUCGCAGCCCUGCCCGGGGAGCCUACCUGCAGAGCCUGGAACCCAGCAGCCGCCGGUGGGUGCUAGGUGGGGCCAAGCCGCCUGAGGAGAUCUCUCUGGGGCCUGGGACGUCCGGCAGUGGGGAGCCUGCUGGUGAGAUUUGGUAUAACCCUAUCCCCGAAGAAGACCCCAGACUACCAGCACCUGAGCCCUUGGGGUCACAGCCAGCCGCCUCCGAGCCAGAAGGCCCAGUCACCCAAGCUGCAGCCCCUGCCAGCACCCCUACCAAAACAUCCCGCACCAAGUCCCCAGGCCCUGCCAGGCGGCUCUCUAUGAAGAUGAAGAAGCUGCCGGAGCUGCGGCGCCGCCUGAGCCUCCGAGGUACCCGCACCAGCCGGGAGCGGGAGCGAGAGAGGAGCGCCCCAGCAGGCUCUGUCAUCAGCCGCUACCACCUGGACAGCAGCGUAGGGACCCCUGGGCAGGCAUCAGUGGCUGGAGGCACGCGGAGCCCAAGGGGUGGGUACCUCAGCGACGGCGAUUCGCCGGAGCGUCCUGGGGGACCACCCUCACCCGCUGCCUUCCGGCCGUAUGAGGUGGGACCGUCAGCCCGCGCGCCUCCGGCUGCACUCUGGGGGCGUCUCAGCCUGCACCUGUAUGGGCUGAGGGGCCUGCGUCCGACUCCGGCGGCCGCUCCUCGAGAUCUCUGCUGCCUUCUGCAAGUGGAUGGGGUAGCUCGGGCGCGCACGGGGCCCCUGCGGGGUGGACCAGACUUCCUGAGGCUGGACCACACCUUCCACCUGGAGCUGGAAGCUGCUCGGCUGCUGCGGGCCCUGGUCCUUGCGUGGGACCCAGGUGUGAGGCGGCACCGGCCCUGUGCCCAGGGCACUGUGCUGCUGCCAACCGUCUUUCGAGGGUGCCAAGCCCAACAGCUGGCUGUUCGCCUGGAACCCCAGGGGCUUCUGUACGCCAAGCUAACUCUGUCAGAACAGCAAGAAGCCCCUCUCCCAGCCGGGCCCCGGGUCUUUGGCCUCCCGCUGCAGCUGCUGGUAGAACGCGAGCGGUCCCCAGGCCAGGUGCCUCUCAUCAUCCGGAAGUGUGUGGGGCAGAUCGAGCGCCGAGGCCUGCGGGUAGUGGGGCUGUACCGCCUGUGCGGCUCGGCGGCGGUGAAGAAGGAGCUUCGGGAUGCCUUUGAGCAGGACAGCGCAGCCGUGUGCCUCUCUGAAGAUGUGUACCCCGAUAUCAAUGUCAUCACAGGCAUCCUCAAGGAUUAUCUCCGGGAGCUGCCCACUCCACUCAUCACCCAGCCCCUAUAUCAGGUGGUGCUAGAGGCCAUGGCCCAGGGGCACCCAAGCAGGGCUUCCCUGGGUCCCGAGGGCACCAGAGGGCUCCUCAGCUGCCUGCCAGACGUGGAGAGGGCCACCCUGACCCUUCUCCUGGACCACCUGCGCCUUGUCUCCUCCUUCCACACCCACAACCGCAUGACCCCCCAGAACCUGGCAGUGUGCUUUGGCCCGGUGCUGCUGCCAGCGAGACAGACGCCCGCCUGGCCCCGGCUCCGGAGUUCCGGCCCAGGAGUCACCAGCGCGGUGGACUUCAAGCGCCACAUUGAGGUCCUGCAUUACCUGUUACAGUCUUGGCCAGAUAUCCGCCGCCCCCCAGAGGCCCCGGAAGAUGCGCCAUAUUUGCGGCCCAAACGACAACCACCGCCUCACUUGCCGCUGGCAGGCCCGGAAGUUGUGACUCGGCCCCGAGGCCGCGGAGGCCCUGAAAGUCCCCCAAGCAACCGCUAUGCUGGCGACUGGAGCGUGUGUGGACGAGAUUUACUGCCGCGUGAGCGGGACUUUCUCUCUGCGCCUGACUAUGACCACGUGACAGGCAGUGACAGUGAAGAAGAUGAUGACGACACCGGAGAGCCAAGGGGAACUACUGACUUCGAAGAUGAGUUUGAUGCACCCUUCAACCCACAUCUGAAUCUCAAAGAUUUUGAUGCCCUCAUCCUGGAUCUGGAAAGAGAACUCUCCAAGCAGAUCAAUGUGUGCCUCUGAGCCCUGGGUACUAAGGAACUGCUUCUUGGUUGCUAAGGACCAGGUUCUGAUUACUGGUAACUGGGUUCCAAGUUACUAAGGCAGUACCCUGAAAACCUAAAAGGACCUGACCAGAGUUGCUCAGACUGAGCUCCUGGUUGCUAGAGAAUUGCCAAGGGACCAGCCUCCCAUGCUGAGAACCAUUCCCAGCUCCUAGUGCCAUCGUUUGGGCCCUAGUUGCAAAGAGCAGGCUCUUGACAUUUUAAGCACUCAUGCCAUGGCCCCUCUCCUGACCACUAGGGCUUCUCUUUCUGCUGGAGACAGUUGUGCUUGCUAGGCUGGCCUCUCUUGCCUCCCCUUGGCAGGGGAACACCAAUUACUGUGACAUCACCCUGGGGUGUGGAGACAUCCCUAGUCAAACCCUCUUGCUGCUGCCAACCAAACCAGUAUUAGCAUUGAGCAGUACACGCGGUCUCUCUCUCCCUUGAAGUGUCUAAGGACAAUCACGAGGUUCUGCUUAAGAGAAACAGCCCUAGACUUGGCCUCCAUCUGUGAAAGGGCAGGCUGGGGCUUACAGAAAAACAGCUGGUUUCCUGUAACCCUCCCUUCUAGGGAGGACCCCACGAUCAAUCUCCAUCCAGCAAAUGGAGACAGAAUCUGAUGUUUGCUUUCCCCAGUAGCCCCCCAACCCCGAAAAACUGAGCACUUAGCCCCUCCCCUUUGGAGGGACCCCACCUGAGGUAUCAGGCUGGGGGCACUUUGGUACGGAAAAUAUUUAUUGCCUCCAUGCAUGUGUGUGUGUGUGUGUGUGUGUGUGUGAGGAUUCGUGUGCACUGGCCUGUCUGGAGUGGGCAUGUGGAACUCUUUCAGGGACCAUAGAUCGGGAUAGGAUUUGCCAUCUCCUGGCACCCCAAAAUCCCCAGUGAUCAAGUGGGAGAGUUAGGGCCCCUUCCUGUCUCUCACUUCUUUCCACCACUUCCAUCUUUGUGGACAAUAAAUAAACCAGUAUACACAA